Messenger RNA from Trichoderma atroviride IMI 206040, 741 nucleotides. NCBI's taxonomy places the organism in Eukaryota, Fungi, Ascomycota, Sordariomycetes, Hypocreales, Hypocreaceae. The record is from RefSeq and is a predicted model, not a curated record.
AUGGGUAUAUACAGCAUGGAUGAGCAGAUAAUGCGGCGAGCACGAUAUCGAGUGGGCUACAUGCACUUGUACGUGGCGCAACGGUACAGUGUAGCAGCCUGUUGGCUCUUCACGGCCAUGUCCCACCGAAUAAUGACCACGGCGCAGAAACCACCAGGGAUUGAAACAUCACUCGCGGACACUAUGGCCCGGGCUGAUGGUUCGAGGGCGGGUUUCAACUACGGCACGGUCCUCGCCAGCUUCAUGCUCUUGCCUGCUCUGGAAUCCUGCUCACUGCCAUCACAUUUUGCCUCACACGCAACGACUGGUCAUGUCUCACUUGCUUUUAGCACUGCUACAGCCCGCCUGUCUUAUGUACGGGCAGCAGUAGCUCUGACUACUGAGGUCUGCAGUGCUGGAUCAGGCGGCAGAAGAAGGGGGCUAAUUCAUGCCCAUCUACCAAUUAUCGGCCCAAGGACCAGAUCCAUAUACGCAUGGAGGAGCGGCAAGGCAUCAAGCUUUGCGGGACCGGCAUGGGCGGCGAGCGACAUGAACACGUCGAGGAUGGACUGGGAGCCGCAAGGCGCCUUACUCAACGGCAUGUGCUUAACGGGAGCGGGUUGCAGAGCCUCUGAUCCCCGAGACAGGAUGAAGCUGUCAGUCACAGCAUCGCUAAGCUCUCAUGCAGCGACCCGCAAUACGUGCUGGCAGCAGCCAGCCAGCCAGCUCUAUGGCCACGAGGCGGUGCGGAGGGACCUGUGA